GUCGAUCAUGGACAGCUUCAGAAUUGCGCGUAAAAUCUUUUGAAGACCUACAUAAACUCUGGUAUAUUCUAUUGAAAGAACGUAAUUUACUUGCUACAAUGUUUGAAGAGGCAAAACACUGGAAUAAAAUAGCUGAUAAAGAAUGGCUGAAAAGAUGGGAUGAUAGAAAAUUUAAGACACAAAAAUCAAUGGCGAGGAUCAGACAUGUGUUAAGUGAAAGAAGAGUUGCCUAUGAAUAUGCAAUAAGAGAAGAUCCUAAAUUAUUUGGGUUAGAAGAAGCACCUAAACCACAUAUAGGAUACAGAGAAGAGGCAAUCCCUAAUAAAAGAAGAACUAGGCUUGGACGUAAAACUUUUACGAGGAUGAGGAGACUUUUACUUAUGCGUUACUUGUAUCCACAAUCAUUAGACUCGGUGUUUAUGGAAUCUUUACAUUAUGUUGACAUUACGUAUAUUCAAAAACAUACGAAUGAACAAGACCUUAGGCCACCGUAUACUCCUGCCUUAGAACGUUACGAGUAUAAUAUAAAUUAUUGGGAUGAAUUAAAACAAUAUUUAAUUCGUACUGGAAAUCAAAUCGCUUGGAUAAUGAUGUUGUAUUUCCUUUCAUUAAUACCAUUGAUUGGUGCGUUAGUUUAUCCGAUCGCGAGUGCUUACGCUUUAGUAAAUUCAUUAGGUUAUACACCAGCCUUUAUUGUGGGUACUUUAAUGUAUGUAACACCAGGUACAAAGCCAUUUGCUAUGAUAUUUUUGGAAAUUUUGUAUUCGUCAAGAGCUUUGAUGAGAGAAUUAUUAGAACCUUAUUUUGGAAGAAUUAAAUUUGAUAAAGAAAUUAAAAAAAAAUGGUUUAAGGAAAGAGAAGGAAUAUUAUUUGGUUUCUCUAUUGGAUAUUAUUUUUUAAUAAGAUUACCAUUGGUUGGAAUGUUGUUUUACGGUAUUGCUCAGGCUGCUGCUACUUUAUUACUUGUUAAGGUUACUGAACCACCGCCACCACCAGGCCUUGAAAAAACAUACAAGAUAGAAUAUCGAUAUACAGAUCCUAGAACAAUAAAAAAAAAAGAACAUUAA
This is a messenger RNA of Dentiscutata heterogama, 1067 nucleotides long. Lineage: Eukaryota; Fungi; Glomeromycota; Glomeromycetes; Diversisporales; Gigasporaceae. The record is from the annotation of a GenBank genome assembly.